Molecule: messenger RNA, 813 nt
Organism: Melanaphis sacchari
Lineage: Eukaryota; Metazoa; Arthropoda; Insecta; Hemiptera; Aphididae
Exons: 3
Coding region: 1-813 (270 amino acids)
Molecular function (GO): protein dimerization activity
Source: RefSeq, a predicted model, not a curated record
AUGGAAAAAAAUAAACUAUUUAGUAUUUUCUGUAAACCUAAGCGGUCUGUAGACAUUUCAGUGGCAUCAAUAAAUACUACAAACAUAAUUGUUGAUGUUGAAGAUGAUGCAUCUGUAGAUGAUGUUAUGCCUGUGAAGGCUGUACAUGAACCCACACAAAAUGUACAAUGUGAUAUUAAUGACAUUUUAGAUUUAGGUGAUAUUGACUCGGGCCCAGCAACACCUAUAUUAGACGCGUAUCCUAAAACUUGUUUUGGAUCACAAAAUCGAGCUUUUACUUCAGCAUUAUUUAAACAAUUCGAUUGGCUUGAGUAUAGCAUUUCAAAAGAUAGUGUAUUUUGCUAUGCAUGCCGUACAUUUGGUACAAAAAAAUGUAAAUCUGAAGAAAUAUUUAUAACUAAAGGUUUUAACAAUUGGAAAAAAGUAAGUGUUUAUAUUUUUAAAGAUUUACUGAAGAUUGAUUUAGCAUCGCUUAAAGCGGAAAUGAUGGUAGCUAAAAACUGCCUGGAAAAAUAUGAGGGUUCAGAAACUAGAAACCAAAUAAGUUCAUUUCAAAAAUGUAUUACAGUUGAAACAUUUCCGAAUCUAUAUAAACUUCUGAACUUGGCUUUAAGUAUACCGAUUUCUUCAGCAUCUUGUGAACGGUCUUUUUCGACUAUGAGAAGAAUCAGUACUUAUAUACGCUCUACCAUGAAUAAUGAUCGUUUUUCCUCUUUAGCUAUUAUUAAUAUUGAAAGAGAUGUAUCGAAUAAUAUAAAUGCUGAAGAUAUUUUAGAGAUAUAUUCUAAAGAAAAUAGACGUUUAAUGUUGUAA